CGCGGAGGGCGCGCGCUUCGUUUUCGUUCGUCGAGAUCGUCGAAGUUUGCGCGAUUCGGGAAAAGGGUGGAAAAAGGGGAGAAAGAGAGUACAGACGUGACACACGGUCACUUGGAUCGCGGGAAAGUCACGGGACGCGAUUCCGUCGUCGAUCGGUACGCGAGAGAGAAAGAAAAAAGCGACGCGGCGACGUAAUCUCAGCGGAUCGCGCGCGCCUCGCCACUUUGCCGCGCGAAGGUAGCCGCGGUCGCCGCGACGAGCGGGACGGACUUCAGGGGGGUUGACGUACGGGAGGCCGCGCAGCGCCUAGUUCGUCGCGUCGGGUCGUCGCGAUUCCGUAACCGGGCGUAACGUAACGUAACGUAACGAGGCGAGAGGAAGCGUCCGUCCGUGUUCAAGCGCGCAUUGACCGCCACGAUUAGCGGACACAAGCAGGCACAAGCUCGAUUGGAAAGUCAGUAAAGAACGCGGAGAGACGCGAUUACACGAGUGAGCUGGGAGAGACGCCGCCGCCACCACCACCACCACCACCACCACCACCACCACCACCACCACCACCACCACCACCACCACCAUCACCACCACCACCACCACCACCACCACCACCACCACCACCACCACCACCACCGUCGCUCGAUAUUUCUUCACCGAGGUGGUGAACGAGAAUUCUCUGGUUUCCCGGGAGUCGGUCGGUCGUAAGGACCGCCGAUGAUUUCGGGACAUCCGGUAUAACUUGUGUGUCGUGCGGCAGGUUGGACGGUGUGUGAUCAAGAGGAUUCGAGGAGGAGGGUGAUCGUCUCGCACGCGCUCUCUCUCUCUCUCUCGCAUCACCCAACCCCUUCCCUCGUCUCUCUCUACGCGGACCCCGAGCGCCGGGGGUUUACGUCGCCGGGACGGCAGAUGUCAGGAUGCCGGAGCAGAGCAACGACUAUCGCGUGGUCGUGUUCGGGGCGGGCGGCGUUGGCAAGAGUUCCCUCGUGCUGCGCUUCGUGAAAGGGUCCUUUCGCGAGUCCUACAUACCGACUAUCGAGGACACCUACAGACAGGUGAUAAGUUGUGACAAAAACAUAUGCACACUUCAAAUUACGGAUACAACGGGGUCCCAUCAGUUUCCCGCUAUGCAGCGGCUCUCCAUAAGCAAAGGUCACGCCUUCAUCUUGGUGUACUCGGUGUGCUCGCGGCAAAGCCUGGAGGAGCUACGACCGAUCUGGGCCGUGAUAAGGGAGCUCAAGGGCCAAGAUAUCUCGCAGAUACCCAUUAUGUUGGUCGGGAACAAGUGCGACGAGAGCCCGUCGGUGCGCGAGGUGUCGCUGAGCGAGGGCGCGGCCGAGGCGGCUAACUGGGGCUGCGGCUUCCUGGAGACCUCGGCCAAGACGAAUCACAACGUGGACGCCCUGUUCCGAGACCUGCUCACCCUCGAGAAGAACCGCUCGGUCUCGUUACAGCCGGUGCAGAGCAACAACGCGAUAAGACUCAAGGAGAAGUGUGCCGUUAUGUAAAAAAAAAAAAAUCCGCUACGCUCCGAUCCGCAUCGCGUAUGUCGCGAUCCGACGACAACGACGACGACGACACGUGCGAUCGCCGGCGAGACUCCGGAUCCCAAGGUCCGGUUUCGUCAACGACGGACGGCUCGUUCGCGACUCGAAUCCCUUCCGGCGGCUUCCGUCAUCGUCUCAAAAAAAAGGUUUAUGGCGCGUCGUACUUGUUACGUUACGUACGAACGCGGGCCUAGAGAGUAUCUCUGCGAAACUUGGAGUUUUUAAAAUUAUUUUUUAAGAAUCCUUAAGAGGGAGUCUUAGAAUUUUUAAUUUCGAGAACGAUUCCCGGACCUUGACGGGUCAUUACCUCUGCUCGUUCGUCGACGAACGCGAAGGAAUUAACUCGAAUUCGCGUGUGCGUUGCUCGUCGAUGGUGAAGCCUUUUUUUUCUUUUACUUUGAGUUACAUUAUGCAAUAGGCCGCUCGACCGCACAUCGUUUGUUUUUUGUUUUUUUUCUGUGAUCGAUGAUGACAAAUUACUUGGUUUUUCUUUCGACCCCGUCAUGGAAUCGUCCGCGGUAAUCUCGAUCUGCGACGAGGGUAAAAGUAACGAUUACCAAUUUUGACCGGAGAAGAACAGUAGCGCGUCUCUCAGCCGCUGAUUCGGCAAGUCUGAUGGAAUAAUGGUAACGAUCUUAGCAAUACGUUGUAAACUGAUGAUUAAUCACGCAACAUAUCACGAAAUAUGUAGAGAUUUUUAUUCUGGGUGGAGAUUUAAUUUUUAUAGGAAAGAGAUUUAUUCUGCGAAUUAUUACAAAAGAUCUGAUGACUCGUCACAGUCCAACUAUUUUUUCAAAAAUGUUUCCAUAAAUAUCAUACUUUCUUAUUUCAAUAGUAACGAUAUAAAUAAAUGAUAAUAAUAGUAACGAUGUAAAAGUCAUAGUACAAUUAAGUAUAAUUAAUUAAUUAUAAUUGAUUCCUCGAAUUAUAGCGGGGCAAUUCCGAGUUACCGCGAUUGUUGCAAGCGUUUCUUGUCAUAAUUAACUCCAAGCUCUCUAUUUAAUAAUAGCGACAGAUAAUUAGUAAUUUCUACUAAAAUCUCAUGUUCGCAGCGCCGAGAAGACCCCGAUGAUUAGCAUCGUGUAUAAAACGAUUGCAAAAUUAAUCUCGAGCUUAGUCGAGCGAUUAUCAGGAUAAUCGUUCUCGUGAAACUGAAAUUGUCGCUCUCUUUUCGGUUUUCGCUGACGCAUCACUCACGUCGAGAUCGUUCCUUUUGCAUACGAAUAAACAACGAAUUGUCAUGGAAGAUCGACGAGUACAAGGGACGAUUUGUCCGCGAAUUUUUAUCGCUCGAAAUCGAGGUCACGAAAAAGGGGGACGUCCCUUUCUCCGAUUUAGAGAUGGAUUUAUUUGAUCCUUAAACAUCAAUUCUGAUAAAUUUGUAUCGAAUGUGAAAAAUGUUGAAGAUACGCGGAGAAUGUAGACAAGAGACGUGGGUUUAGAGAGAGAGUGAGAGAGAGAGAGAGAACAAAGAUGCAAAUUCUGAAAAGUAACGUUCGUUAAGGGAUUCAGCAAAAUAUACCAAAUGCGAAGAUCGUUAAGAAUGAAUUAUCACCGAGCGCGUAUCUAGACUAUCGGUUAAGUACGUUGAAAAAUAUGAGCGUGAAUGAUGAGGGCUUUAAAAGGGAUUUAGUCACGGGGCCAUUCGGCGUGGUCUUUUUUUGCGGACCGCCUCAAUUUAGCUAACGUGCUGCUGAAUCGAUAACAGACCGGUGCCCUUCCAUGAAAAUUCCGCAAUGCUCCGCAAUCGGAGACUACCGCACGACGAUUAGGGACUGGUGUAAUGCGCGCGCGUGAAAGUUUUUUUGUGAGGAUGACGAGAGAGAUCGAAUAAGAGAGAGAGAGAGAGAGAGAGA
Messenger RNA from Solenopsis invicta (red fire ant), 3394 nucleotides. Its product is annotated as GTP-binding protein Di-Ras2. Lineage: Eukaryota; Metazoa; Arthropoda; Insecta; Hymenoptera; Formicidae. Gene Ontology annotation, cellular component: plasma membrane. Gene Ontology annotation, biological process: signal transduction. Gene Ontology annotation, molecular function: GDP binding; GTPase activity; GTP binding. The record is from RefSeq and is a predicted model, not a curated record. The coding region runs from base 909 to 1499 and encodes 196 amino acids. The transcript is spliced from 4 exons.